UUGACAUGCAAAAUGUGUCCAGCAGACUCAGUGUAUUGUGACGACGUCCAAAACUCACUGCGACACACUUACUGCUGUGGACACAGAGAAAGAUAACGUGCGUCCGAGCGUUUGCGAAAGAAAGCCCCAAUGGGAGAAUCCAGGAGUUAAUGACUUUAAGACACACCUUCAAAAUAACACUCAAGAAAGAAAGAGGAAGGGAUUUCCAAGUUUGAAGUUGCCAGCCGCUGACUAAACAAAUAAUGGAUCAAGAUGAGGGAAGGGACCAAGUCCCGGAUUUGAAUGUAAGAAAGAAAAAGAAAAAGAAGAAAAAGAAGCAUUCAAAAACGGAAGAGGAAGAUCAGUCCAAGUCUCGCAAGUUCUCGAUUAUGUCUACUAUCGAACAUGCCCAGCUGGAAAACGAAGGGGUUACUCCGGUGUCGAGAAAAACAUCAAGCGAGAAAGAUCCUCCAAUAAUGGUGCCGAGCAAGUCGGCGGGGAUGCACACAGAUGGAGACUACACGGAACUGAUGAAAAGAAGAAAGCUUAGGUUGUCCCAAAGGCAGCGAAAGAAAGGUUUGACUCAUCUAGAACAGCCAGUCAUCACAAUACCCCAGGAACAAUCUAGGGUCAACGAUGAUGAUCACGAGCAACUACAGCUAAGAAAUGAGGUACUUGACUGCAUCAAUAAAGAUGACGUCGGUCGUUUGAGUGAAAUGCACAGAAGACUAAAAUCCAGGGAAAGACUUCCCCUUUUUGAUGAUAACGUUAAUGCUUUGCAUCACGCUCUUGCGGAGAACGCUUAUGGCAUUGUAGACUACCUAAUAGAAAAUGAGACUGCAUCGUUUCUCAUGGAUGAAUUCAUAUCCAGAGUUGCCGGUAAAACAUCAAAAAAGAACGUCCUACACGUGCUUGCCGAGAGAAAUGACGUCGAGAGGGCUAGAAUACUAAUCAGACGCAUCGACAAGCCUGGCAUUCGCGCGAAUUUCUUGGUGAGCGAAACCUUGGCCCAAGUCGAGGGUCAAAGACCGAGAGACCUGUCCCCAAUCUUGAUAGCUGCAAUGCACGGGCACUUAGAGUUCGUGAAACUCCUCCUGUCUUUUGGCGUAGAUGUGAACCAUCAAAAUAAGAAACAUGACACAGCCAUAUUGUGGGCCUCUAGAUUCGGCCAUAUUGAACUUGUGAGGUAUCUCAUCUCGCAACAUGCUGACGUUGGUCUCGAAAACGACAAGGGUUCCACGCCCCUUCACUGGGCGGUGCGUUAUGACCACGUGGAGGCAGUUAAGACUCUUAUAGAAGAAGGGAAAGUCGAUGUCAAUCAGAAACGAAAACUUGGCCUCGUUUUACCUUUGGUUUUGGCAUCGGCGCUUGGAAGCGAGGAGAUAGUGGAAUUGUUGCUACAGCACGGCGCGAGAGUUAACGAGGUUAUUCGAGGAGGAGAAACAGCCCUUCAGCACGCGGCUUCUGAAGGUCAUCUCGAAGUCGUUAAAAUCCUAUUGCGCCACGGUGCCCAAUUAGAGCAGGAGGAUGACCUUGGAUACACUCCAUUAUUACUAGCGGGUAGAAACGGUUUUGCAGACGUUGCCCUCUUUUUGGCGCGCGAGGGCGCUGAUUUUCAACACGAAACUUUAGAGGGCAAGACAAUCUGGGACUAUGCCGUCGAAAACCCCGAUUCUGACUUACUGGUCGGUCUUAUUGAUUACAUGAGAGAAACGGCGGACUUCAACGUGUUUGUGGGAAACAAUAAGAAAGACAAAGGUCCAGUGCCUUUCCCAAAAGGGCGGACCCCAUUGCACGUUGCCUCGAGCCUCGGGUUUUGUGACAAAAUUGCCCUACUCAUAGAACACGGCGUGGACCCUGCCGCUUGUGACGGCAACGAUAACACCUUUCUCCAUGUGGCAGCAACGACCGGUAUGACGGAAGUUCUAAGAAAGUUCGCCGACGGGACAGGUGUCGCCAAACAGAACAUCGAUGGAGACACGGUAAUGCACGUGGCUUGCAGAAGCGGAGAAGAAGACUGCGUUGAAGCUCUCCUGAAGUUUUCCAAAAUGGACGCAAAGAAUAACCGUGGAGAGAGACCGUUACACGCAGCGAUCCAUUCCCAAAACACCAACCCGGACAUCGUAAAGCUCCUGGUCAACCAUAUUAUCACCAACGAUACGUGGACUCUGUUGGACGAAGUGGACAACGAGGGCAACACUGCCUUACACUUUGCUGCCCGCCAGACCAACCCAGACGUCCUCAAAUACCUCAGAAACCUGAACAUCAAACAGAAGAACAACGACGGUGAUAACCCGCUUCAUGUUGCGGCCAUAAACGAAGCCUGCCCCGAGGUCUUCAACACCAUGCUAGACAUAUUCAGAACACAGCGUGGUGGGGAUAUAGAUCUCAACCAGAGGAACGCCGUCGGGGAGACACUCUUUCAUAUCGUGGCAAAGAAGGGUGACGUCCGCCGAAUCGAACAUCUUAUCCGUAUUGGCGCCGAUUUGUCGCUUCAAGACGCGGACGGUAACACUAUGCUGCAUACCACCGCGUUCUGCGUCGCCGAUGAUGAUGCUUUUGUCCUUAAGGGUCUGGACGUUUGUUCUUGUAUCGUUGAGAAUUCCGUGCGGUGGUGGUGCAACAAGCAGGAUUUAUCUUACCCCGACGACGAUCGAGGCUUGUACCAAAGGCUCAAAGUAACGUCCCUUCUCUUUUUGACAACCAAAAUCUUCAACAACGAAGAUACAAACGUCUUUGGGUAUGCGGCGCAUCUAGGUGCCUUGGAGAUCAUAAGAUUUCUUUUAAACAUUCCAGGUGUGACGAAAUUCGAGACGCGUAAUGCAAUUAAGUAUGAUAUAACUAAUAUAUCAACAAAGUCGAGUCCUUCAAAAGGCCUCAAGAAGCACAGUAGUACCAAAGAGCCUCGUCGAGGCUCGAAACCGGGGCGGUCAACUGUGUCCCCGUCAAAAGUUCAGUACGAUGAAAUAGACAAAGGCACGGAUGCUUCCACCAACAAUGAGCGCUCUUUGAUCGAAAUCAUCUGCGAUUCGCCCCUGGUAGCGCGUUCGGCAAAAAUUUUAAGCAUCACGCCAAUAUCCCAGAUGGCAGACGACUUCUGGUCGACGUACCAGUGGCUCUACGGGUUUCUCAUGGUGCUUCAUGUGCUGUACAUGUCGUUGCUGUGUGCCUAUUGUGUUCCCGUACUGCCUCCGCCUCUAGUCAACGGUAAUUACACAUUAACCGACAGCUCCGGAGUUACGACAAACGGCGUCGGGGUCCCGUAUGCCGCUAAGACUCAACCAAUGAUGACGCUGUAUUCGACCUUUAUGAUCAUGGUAGGUUUUACAGAGCAGAUCUCCUCCCUGUCUGGUGACGAUUUUGACCAGACGGACCGCAGUCGCAAUUUCUUCCAAGUUUUAUUCACCUUGUAUCUCAUUGUCGGCACCAUUGUUCUCCUUAAUUUGCUAAUCGCGCUAAUGAAUGACUCAUAUUCGGAAGUGCGACAAAAAGAGGCUGCUUGGUGGAGAGUGUAUUCUUUACGCCUUGCCCUGCAGAUUGAGCGGAGUACACCAUUGAUACCGAAACUAAUGGACUUAAUUCGACUCGGUAAACUAAACAUAAUGUUCGAUUUAGCAGAAGAACGAUGGUUCUUGACGUUAUCGAAAAAGGCCAUUCGAGGUUUUAAGGAUUUGGCUUCGAGCAGUGAUGAGGACGCCCUCACAGACACCGUAGCCCGCCUUGAUGGCCGCUUGUACGAAAUGGAAAAAUCUCUUCAGUCAAUAAACCGAAGGCUUGACUCUCUUCAUGACACGCAAAGGAUUAUGGGUGCGCGUUUAGCCUGGGAUUCUGCCCUACAGAAACUACAACCCAAAAAAUAA
This is a messenger RNA of Lingula anatina, 3839 nucleotides long. RefSeq lists its product as uncharacterized. Gene Ontology annotation, biological process: transmembrane transport; monoatomic ion transport. Lineage: Eukaryota; Metazoa; Brachiopoda; Lingulata; Lingulida; Lingulidae. Gene Ontology annotation, cellular component: membrane. The record is from RefSeq and is a predicted model, not a curated record. Gene Ontology annotation, molecular function: protein binding; monoatomic ion channel activity.